AUGUCUCAUAAUAAAUCAGAUAUUCAAGAAUGGUUGGAUAAACAAAUCGCUAUGUGGAAUGGUUAUUCUAUUCCAAAAAUAUCUAAUCAUAAUAAAUUUAUAAAGAAGUGUAUUAAAAAAGAAAUAGAUAUAUCAUCAAAUAGUCAAUACAUUAAUGAAAAUAAUUGUAUUAGUAAAAAUGUACAAAUAAAUUCCAUUUCUAAUGAAGUUGACUCAAAUGGACAUCGUCUUAAAUUUAAAGAUUGGGCUGAUCUUCAUCAAUAUCUAAAAAGUUCUCUAGUGAAUUGUAAAAAAAAUAAAAAUCUACUUGAAUAA
Cryptosporidium muris RN66 is the source of this 315-nucleotide messenger RNA. RefSeq lists its product as uncharacterized. NCBI's taxonomy places the organism in Eukaryota, Apicomplexa, Conoidasida, Eucoccidiorida, Cryptosporidiidae. The coding region runs from base 1 to 315 and encodes 104 amino acids. The transcript has a single exon. The record is from RefSeq and is a predicted model, not a curated record.